Molecule: messenger RNA, 2197 nt
Organism: Zerene cesonia (dogface butterfly)
Lineage: Eukaryota; Metazoa; Arthropoda; Insecta; Lepidoptera; Pieridae
Exons: 7
Coding region: 46-1245 (399 amino acids)
Source: RefSeq, a predicted model, not a curated record
CGCGCGCUCGGCGGCGGCGACAGCGCCAGUGCCCGCCGUACCGCCAUGUCCGCCGCUCGCCUGUCUGUGUGUCUGCUCCUGCUCGCGCUGCUGGCCGCCGCCGCGCCCGCGCCGCGCGUGCGCCGCCAGCUCGCCGAUGACAACGCGCUGCAGCCCAUCGACGAAACGGGCGAGGAGCAGGCGCGCGAGAAACGCAAGCUGGAGGGAGUCACGCAGGCCAAGUUCGGUGUCAAGAACGCAGUCCUUGGGUUCGUCUUUGGCAAAAUCAACUCGCUGAUCGACGCGAAGACUCGCCUCGUGGAAAAUUUAGACAAGAAAAAUAUCGAGCUGAACAAACAGUACGGGAUUGAAGCCCCUCAGAACGGGCUCGCUUCCUUAACCAGCGUCGUGGGACAAGUGAUCGGACCGAAACUGCAGUUCCUCGCUCCCAAGCUGCAGGCUGCGUCGGGUCUACUGGGCGGGCUGUCGUCGGGCUCUAGCGGUAGCUCGGGCGGCGGCUCCGGCUCGGGCUCCGGCCUCGGCUCCAUCCUGUCGCUCGUGACGUCCCUGUCAGGCUCUUCAUCCGGCGGCGGCGCGGGUGUCUCCGUCGGCGGUACUGUCGAGACCAUAGACUCUGAUGAGGACGACUCAUAUCGGUUAGCUCGUGUCGAGUUGGUUGUUGCACGUCGUCUCUGCGCCCGCGUCGCCGCGCGCGGCGGCCGCCGGUCGCGCCGCCUGUACAGUCCGCGUCGCGCCACACCCUGUAUUUAUAAUGUAAAUAGUGUUAGGGCGGCCUCCGCGGCGAAGACUGGCGUUAUGUCGCCGCGCCGCCUGCUCAGCACGGCUCGCAGCACGGCGCGCAGCACGGCGCGCAGCACGACGCGCAGCACAGCGCCCAGUACGGCGCCCAGUACGGCGCCCCGCGAGAGCCGCUCGCGGGCUACGAGGCUGCAGCGCCAGGCGAGCCCGAAGCCUACGGACGAUAUACCAGUGUUCGACCGGAACAAGGUCAGCCUGGACUUCCCUGGGAACCUGUUUGGACCGUCCGUGUCGCUCCUUAUCAAGACCACUAAGAUCAUCGGAGACGUUAUCCAGAACUCAGCGGUACGGUAUCAGACCUUCCUACGCCUGUUCCGGCCGCUGUUCCGCGGGCCCUUCGAAAUCAAGGGCCUGGACCCGCCGACCACCACCACGACCACCACCACCACAACCACUACGACUACAGCUGCACCGCCAUCUUCAGACAAUGAGAUACGUCGUAGAUAAAAUUUAAUAUCUACUACGUACUUAAUUUUAGCCCGUAAUACAUAAACAGUAUAAACGGGAUUGAAACUAAAUUUUACUGUAGCGAAUAUAAUAUAGCGCAGUAAUAGGAGCUUCCAUAUGAUUCGUAUAAAAACCUUAAUUAAGCAGAACAAAAUCCAUAGAAUUGAAGCAUAUUCAUAUUCAUUGUACAACACGUGACGAAAAGCAUAUAAAACAUAUUUUACAAAAAAAUGUUGUGACCGUCUUUGAGAAAUUUUUAAGAGAGAGAGAGAGAGUUUUCUAUAACACAAUCCAGUCAUAAGAUUAAAAAAAAGAUUCACUAGAAAAUUUCCGGGAGUAUUAAAAAUUACUCUUUCAAUACAUUUUAGGAGCUCUUUUCCAUAACUACGUAUGAAGUCAAUUAGUAUUAAAACUUACAAGCAUAGGUAAAGCUUCGUAUUAUAUUUGUCUUCAAAGUAUUCGUAUUAAGUAGUUGUAUGAAAUAAUCAAACAGUUUGAAUAGUUUAAUUUUGGGAACUAGUCUUUUGUCUUUUAAUAACAUUAUACAAUGAAACGGACACAAUUAUUGCAAAUUUCUUAUUCACAAGAUUGAUGCCGUGAACUUAUCAGGGGCUUGUUAUGUAAAAUAGCACGGGAUUUAACGACAGUCGAACAUUUUUACACUCUACUCGUUUUCCUUUUAGUUACUUGAAAUAUAAGGGACAUCGUCUUAGGGAAAUACAGACCUUCAGAUUUUUUUUUUAAAGUCGCUGUCGAAAUGCGCACUCUCAAUGUUUAUGUAGUAAGAGAAACUUCUUACAACGAGGUUUCGUAGAAUAACCACCGCUCUAAAAAAAAAAAUUAUUUAAGGAUUAGAUUUACUUGAUACCAAAUUUAGAAAUUAUCGAUCAUGAUUUUGGGAUACUUUUGAUAAGUAACGAAAUAAUUAACAAAUAUAAUUUUUAACCAAAAA